Dermacentor silvarum is the source of this 576-nucleotide messenger RNA. RefSeq lists its product as uncharacterized. The transcript has a single exon. NCBI's taxonomy places the organism in Eukaryota, Metazoa, Arthropoda, Arachnida, Ixodida, Ixodidae. The coding region runs from base 1 to 576 and encodes 191 amino acids. The record is from RefSeq and is a predicted model, not a curated record.
AUGGGCAUGAUUAUUGCACUGUACGAGUCCAUGAAAGCCCAAAAUGAAUCUCUCACCAAAGAGAACAAAUCACUGAAGGAUGGAAAUGAACUGUUGUCGAAGCGUCUGUCAGCUCUGGAACAAUACUCUCGUCUAAAUAACCUCGAGAUUAAGGGCGUUCCCGCAACGCAGGGCGAAAAUUGCCUGGCGGUGGUGCAUGCCAUUGGUGAUAGGAUUGGCUGUCCUAUCGUGGAAUCCGACAUUGACGCCGUGCAUCGUGUUCAUGCUAAGAAGGACACGAACAUUAUUGCACGUUUUGGUUCAAGGGUUAAGCGCUCCGAGUUUGCAGCCAAGGCAGGAAAGGCUAGGCUCACUACGUCAGCUAUCGGUUUUGCUCAGAGCAGCAACAAGCCAAUUUUCAUCAAUGACCACCUCACACCUGAUAACAAACGACUAUUUGCGCAGGCCCUUGAGAUCAAAAGAGGUAAAGGUUGGAAAUACCUCUGGACUGACAACUGUGUGAUUAAAGCUAGGAAAUCAGACAGCAGCCGCGUCUAUCGCAUCACUGGUGUGAUGGAUCUGGUGAUUAUUCAGUGA